ACGUGAUAACACGUGUUUAGAGCCGCGGUGUGUUGUCCGUUGGUCCCUGAACGCAUCGCGGUGGCAGUCAGUGCGUGAUAUCCUUCCGCGGGAGAGAAGCGCGCGGCCCUUUCCCGGCGGAGCAGCGACUCGUUACCGGCCGCUCACACCGCAACAUCACGCAGCACCAGAGACCCGCACCGAUCCGCACCGGGGAUCUCCCGCUUCUUCUACCACGGAACGAACCCGCCCCGAGGCCGGCACCGACCGAUCCGCCCGCUGAGCGCCAACAGACCGACCCGAGCAGCAGACAGCGGCCGAGAGAGAGCGAGAGAGAGAGAGCCGCGGGACGAUGGAGCUCAUCACCAUCCUCGAGAAGACCGUCUCUCCAGAUCGAAAUGAACUGGAGGCGGCACAGAAGUUUCUGGAGCAGGCGGCGAUAGAGAACCUGCCCACAUUCCUGGUGGAGUUGUCCAAAGUCUUGGCGAACCCUGGGAACACUCAGGUGGCUCGUGUUGCUGCCGGUCUGCAGGUGAAGAACUCUCUGACGUCCAAAGACCCAGACGUGAAGACGCAGUACCAGCAGAGAUGGCUGGCCAUCGACGCCAACGCUCGCCGCGAGAUCAAGAACUACGUUUUACAGACUCUUGGCACGGAGACGUACCGGCCCAGCUCAGCGUCGCAGUGUGUGGCCGGCAUCGCCUGUGCAGAGAUCCCCGUCAACCAGUGGCCUGAGCUCAUCCCUCAGCUGGUCGCCAAUGUCACCGACCCGUCCAGCACGGAACACAUGAAGGAGUCCACGCUGGAGGCCAUCGGAUACAUCUGCCAGGAUAUCGACCCGGAGCAGCUGCAGGAGAAUGCCAACCAGAUCCUGACAGCCAUCAUCCAGGGCAUGAGGAAGGAGGAGCCCAGCAACAAUGUGAAGCUGGCUGCCACCAACGCUCUGCUCAACUCUCUGGAGUUCACCAAGGCCAACUUCGACAAGGAGACGGAGAGACACUUCAUCAUGCAGGUGGUGUGUGAGGCGACGCAGUGUCCCGACACCAGAGUGCGCGUGGCGGCUCUGCAGAACCUGGUGAAGAUCAUGUCUCUGUACUACCAGUACAUGGAGACGUACAUGGGCCCUGCGCUGUUCGCAAUCACCAUCGAGGCGAUGAAGAGUGAUAUAGACGAGGUGGCUCUGCAGGGCAUUGAGUUCUGGUCCAACGUGUGUGAUGAGGAGAUGGACCUGGCCAUCGAGGCCUCCGAGGCCUCGGAGCAGGGCCGCCCCCCGGAGCACACCAGUAAGUUCUACGCCAAAGGUGCGCUGCAGUACCUGGUCCCCAUCCUGACCCAGACCCUCACCAAGCAGGACGAGAACGACGACGAUGACGACUGGAACCCGUGUAAGGCGGCCGGUGUGUGUCUGAUGCUGCUCGCCACCUGCUGCGAAGAUGACGUGGUUCCUCACGUCCUGCCCUUCAUCAAAGAGCACAUCAAGAACCCCGACUGGCGCUACAGAGACGCCUCCGUCAUGGCGUUCGGAUCCAUCCUGGAAGGACCGGAACUCAACCAGCUCAAACCCCUGGUCAUACAGGCUAUGCCGACGCUGAUUGAGCUGAUGAAGGACCCGUCUGUGGUGGUGCGGGACACGACGGCGUGGACGGUGGGGCGGAUCUGUGAGCUGCUGCCCGAAGCCGCCAUCAACGAGGUGUACCUGGCGCCGCUGCUGCAGUGUCUGAUCGAGGGGCUGGGGGCGGAGCCCAGAGUGGCCUCCAACGUCUGCUGGGCGUUCUCAUCUCUGGCAGAGGCGGCGUACGAGGCGACGGACGCGGCGGAGGAUCAGGAGGAGCCCAGCACCUACUGUCUGUCCUCGUCCUUCGAAAUCAUCGUGCAGAAACUGCUGGAGACCACGGACAGACCCGAUGGUCACCAGAACAACCUGCGCUCUGCGGCCUAUGAGGCGCUGAUGGAGAUCGUGAAGAACAGCGCAAAGGACUGCUACCCUGCGGUGCAGAAGACCACACUGGUCAUCAUGGAGCGGCUGCAGCAGGUGCUGCAGAUGGAGUCUCACAUCCAGAGCACCUCAGACAGGAUCCAGUUCAACGACCUGCAGUCGCUGCUGUGCGCCACGCUGCAGAACGUGCUGAGGAAGGUGCAGCACCAGGACGCGCUGCAGAUCUCUGACGUGGUCAUGGCGUCGCUGCUCAGGAUGUUCCAGAGCACCGCCGGCUCCGGAGGCGUUCAGGAGGACGCCCUAAUGGCCGUGUCCACACUGGUGGAAGUCCUGGGCAGUGACUUCCAGAAGUACAUGGAUGCCUUUAAACCGUUCCUGGGGAUCGGACUGAAGAACUAUGCCGAGUAUCAGGUGUGUCUGGCGGCCGUGGGGCUGGUCUGUGACCUGUGCAGAGCGCUGAUGUCCAACAUCCUGCCUUACUGUGACGAGAUCAUGCAGCUGCUGCUGGAGAACCUGGGGAAUGAGAAUGUCCACCGGUCAGUGAAGCCUCAGAUCCUGUCGGCGUUCGGGGACAUCGCCCUCGCCAUCGGAGGAGAGUUUAAGAAGUACCUUGAUAUCGUCCUGGACACACUGCAGCAGGCAUCUCAGGCUCAGGUGGACAAGACGGACUACGACAUGGUGGACUACCUGAAUGAGUUGAGGGAGGGCUGUCUGGAGGCCUACACCGGGAUCAUUCAGGGCCUGAAGGGGGACCAGGAGAACGUCCACCCCGACGUGAUGCUGGUCCAGCCGCGGGUCGAGUUCAUCCUCUCCUUCAUCCAUCACAUCGCCGAGGACGAGGACCAUUCUGACGGCGUGGUGGCCAAUGCCGCCGGACUCAUCGGUGACCUGUGCACGGCGUUCGGUAAAGACGUGAUGAAGCUGGUGGAGGUUCGUCCACUCAUCAACGACCUGCUGACGGAGGGUCGGCGUUCCAAAGCCACCAAGACCAAGACGCUCGCCACUUGGGCCACCAAGGAGCUACGCAAGCUCAAGAGCCAGGCCUGAUGGCGCCAGUGGUCGGAGCGGAGCGACUGGAAUAAAAACUCUUCUGUGUUUGUGUCGAGCGUCGGCUCGAAGCAGAAGUCAGACGACACGAGUGUGUGAGAGAGAGAGACGUGUGAGCGAGCGAGAGACGAUGACAUCACACCACCUUCAGUUCCAGCAGGCGACCCCCCCCCCCCCCCCCCCUCCCCUCCCUCCCGGACGGCCUGUGGACUGGACUCUGACUCCCCCUCCUCCCCCCAAAAAAUCAAAUCAAACUUGGAACCCUCCUCCCACAAUCCACCUCUUCUCUCGCCGUAGCCGGGCUCUCCUGCGACAACACGAUGACGUCACCGACCCGCUGCCGCCGCCCCUCAAGCCGGGGGAGGAGGGGGGGGAGGAGGGGAAACAAACACGACGAGAAAAUAAAAGACUUUUGUGGAAUCAAAGAUAAAAACUGAGCGGACUUUGUGGACUUCUUCUGUGGAAAACUUUAGAUUUUUGUUGCUCUUAUUUUUCUUCUUCUUCUUCCGAGCACUAAAACAGCGAAGGAGAUGUGACGGACGUCCAGCGGCGCCGUCUUCAGUGCUCUUAUCCAAACAACAACAGCACUAAAUUCCUACAAAAUAAAAGUAAAAAUCCUGCGAGGAGCGAGUGCCAAAUGGAAAUAGUUUAGCGGAGAAUAAAAGGAAGUGAGCUGCUGGUGAAGCGUUUCAGUUUUUAUUUCCCGCUGCACCUGGUUUGGGGAAAGGGUCACUCACCAUUUUUGCUUGUUUAAAAGAAAAAUUGAAAGAAUUGAAGACGUUUGUAUAAGGUUAUAUUUUUCCAUUGCUAUGAUGAAAAUAAAGUGAUAUGAAACAUUCCCCAAGCAGUUCUGGUGAUUUCGGUGUUUCACGUUCUGGACUCUUCUGCCGACCGGAAGCUCCGCCCCCGUCAGUUUGUUUACUCGGCGCCACAAAGAACCAUGAUGUUUGUUUUCCUGUUUUUUAACUCUUCUUCAUGGCUUGUAUGGCAGCAGCAGCUCAGCUGGACGUUUGUAGUUUCUGGGCUGCACGGAGCGGCGAGUGCCGCCUGCCGCCGCCACCUCGGCUCCACGGCCGACCGCUUCACUUUCACUCUCCGACCAGAAUCCGUUGGCACGACGACGACUUCCUGAGACACAAACGAACAAGAUCUCAGCAGGAAGUCGAGCUGAAAUCUUUCAGCUGGAGGUGAAGUGUUUCCAGCCUCUGAGCUUUUAUUUUGUAGCGGUGCGGCGGCUGUUGGGAGGAGGUACUUCCUGUUGACAUGAUGAAACUGGCAACUCGAUUAUUACUGAUUGUGAAUCAUUUAAAGCCAAUCUGCUUUUUAUUUCAUAUUCAACUUUAGUGAACUAAUAAAGUCUAUAUUGUACUGAA
Molecule: messenger RNA, 4335 nt
Organism: Centropristis striata (black sea bass)
Lineage: Eukaryota; Metazoa; Chordata; Actinopteri; Perciformes; Serranidae
Gene: kpnb1
Product: karyopherin (importin) beta 1
Exons: 22
Coding region: 332-2962 (876 amino acids)
Biological process (GO): protein import into nucleus
Cellular component (GO): cytoplasm; nucleus
Molecular function (GO): nuclear import signal receptor activity; small GTPase binding
Source: RefSeq, a predicted model, not a curated record